UGUGCUUUUACUUUCUCUCUCUACCAAGCUAUAUAAACAUAAUCUUACCAUGGUUUCAAGCUUCAAUAGCUAUCAAAUCGAUUUAUUUCAACUACAUUAUCACCACCAAUUCACAUAAAAAAAAGCUCUGAUGGAAACUAAGUCAUCAAAAUACAACGUCCUCUUAUAUGUUUUUGUUCUUGUGCUGGUUUUGUCUCCAACAGUACUACUCACAUGUCAGGCAACUAGCGUGCAUCUAGGAGGUGGAGGGCGUAAGCUGAUGGUACCAUCACCACCAAUUCGCAUGUGUCCACAGUGUGUGUGUUGCGCACCAGCUGCACCGGGCUAUUGCUGCCCAUGUCGUUGUCCCAAUGGUCCUUAACGACUGUGACGUUGUUAUGAAAGGGGAUAUUGUAAAAUGUCAGAUAUGUAUUUAAUAUUUGUAUGUAUGAAUAAGUAAAAACUGUACCACUCUUUAAGCUUUGAAUAAGAAAACUUUUGGAGUUUUGAUGAUGAGUUUUUAA
This is a messenger RNA of Thlaspi arvense, 503 nucleotides long. The record is from the annotation of a GenBank genome assembly. NCBI's taxonomy places the organism in Eukaryota, Viridiplantae, Streptophyta, Magnoliopsida, Brassicales, Brassicaceae.